This is a messenger RNA of Galleria mellonella (greater wax moth), 4479 nucleotides long. RefSeq names its product glucose dehydrogenase [FAD, quinone]-like. The coding region runs from base 2535 to 4412 and encodes 625 amino acids. Lineage: Eukaryota; Metazoa; Arthropoda; Insecta; Lepidoptera; Pyralidae. Gene Ontology annotation, molecular function: oxidoreductase activity, acting on CH-OH group of donors; flavin adenine dinucleotide binding. The record is from RefSeq and is a predicted model, not a curated record. The transcript has 4 exons.
AAAAAUUAAGCAUUUUUAAGUAGCCAUUCGUUUAUUAAAGCCCAUUCGGAACAUAUUUUUUUUGUAGAAAAGAAAAAUUCUUAGGACCUCAUUAAUAAAUCAGUUUUCACUAGAUAGUAACAUUAUUUUUUAAGGCUGGGCUACGUUAAUUAACGUUAACGUUAACGCUGGGCUACGUUAAAAAUAACAUAUAGUAUUAUAAAAAAAAAUAUUGUUCAUGACAAUAAUCAGUUACAGUUAGUGCCGUCGUCCUAAUUCGAAUACCGAAUGGACAACAGUUUUCAUUUUUACUUCACUUUAGAUAAACUAUACUAUAUUUUACCGUGUGGUCCCGACGCAGAAUAGGCCACCCCUUCCGUGGGUGUCGUAAGAGGCGAAGGGAAGGCGAGGGAUAGCCAGCAGCGUCCCUUUUAAAACAUCUCCAAAGCCUAACUGCAGUUCCCAAUCCGCCUAUCAAGCUGAAAAUCAGUGCUUUGCUUUCAGCAUUGAGCUGUAGCCUACUUGGGUCACUGCGACACACUUGGUGAAAACAUAUUUCCCUACUUUAUCUUUUGUUUUAUAUUUAAAAAGAUGUAAAAUAAUCUGAUUGUAUAAACUCAUUUGUUAAUUGACGUGCGUCAUAAAUGGCUCAAAUAAAGUGUUUAUCUAUUUAUCUAUCUAUCUAGCAAAACCCUCGUAAGUGGAAGCUUACGUUUAACAGUGGAUAGUUAAAAGCUGGUACGAUAAUAUCGGCAUUCAUUAUGACGGGAGACAAUGCGAACAGUGUGGCGUUAGCGCAUUACUCUGUACACGCUAAUCUGGCGUCACGACACGCAUUAUUCUUCAUUAAACAGCCACCAGGCCGCGUUGCGACCGCGUCGUAUUCCCGUACGUCUGACGGCAUUUAUCAUUGUUUUGAGACCUGCAUCGCUCUGUAUAAAGCUAAGUACAUUGAGCUGGGGGGAAAGGGAUUGUUAGUAAUGGAGUCAAAUAGCCCUAUUACUAGCAAUAUACCCUGUCAGAUCGACCUCCACGUGGCUCCCCCUGGAAACCAUCGUGACUAAUUCUAGUUUAAUUCGUCAGGGCUAAUUGACCUACUUCAUUCUCACCUAUCAUCCUUCACUGGUGCCCUACCGGUGUAUACCGAUAGCACGGGUGGGGUUUGCCAUUCCAUUAUCACCCAUUACAAAAAAAGUACAUUGAGCUCAGCUGAAAUGAGACUUUUUCAAGUCUGAAUAUCCACUGUGAGUGAGUUUCUAACGAUUGUGUUAAUUAUAAAUUACAAAAAAAAAAAAACAUUUAUGUCGAAACGAAUAAUUCUUUUUUCUGAGAUGAAAACAGAAUACUAUGCCCGCCUUUGCUAUCGGUUUACGCUAGUAGGACACCAGUAAGAGAUGAUGGGUGAAAAUGAAAGAUUAUUUGGCAUAUGGUGAUUAAUUCAACAAAAAUUAACCAAGAUGGCUUCAUGGGUGAAUAGACUUUGGUCUGAUAGUUACUUUGAUAGUUGAUACUUUGUACAAAAGUCGAUUGCUUGGGUACCUCUGUCCCACUCGUGUUUCAACCGUGAAGCAGUUGUGUUUGCAUGGCUGUGUUUUGGUUUGAAGGGUGGGAUAUGGCGUGAAUUUAUUGAGUACAGAGGAACAACACCUGAGUCCUCAGGAAUGGCAACGCAUGGGGGAUAUCAUGAGCGAAACUGUAUACUCUGUUAUGUCCAUGGUACUGCUCAUGUGUAUGGUAUAGGCGACGUUUACCACUUUCUAUCAGGUGGACCGUCAGCUUGUUUGCCAUUCUAAGUUCUAUAAAAAAAAAAAAAAACCUUUAACAUCCCAUUAUUAACGACCCCUUUUCUUGAAUGUAGAUAGAAGGUGACAUAGGUACUCACACAUAUGACUUAACAGUCUCCUAAAAUACUCAGAUCUUCUCCAUACAGUUCAGAGUGUGGGAAUGAUAGGUUUUUCUAGGCUAAAUGAUAGGAGCCCAAGAAGUACGGGAUGGGAAUUUUGAAUACAUUUAAUCCAUGCAAAAAAAUUAUACCCCACAUCUUUGUAUUUUCAGAACAUAUUUGAGAUGAUGAGUUCGUUCCCGUGGGUGUUGUAAGAGACGACUAAGGGAGGGCGUAGGAUGGGCAGCAGCGUCCCUCUUAAAACAUUUUCAAAGCCUUACUGCGCCUACUAAAUACGACAACUAGAUAGAUAGAUAAUUUAUUUACAUUACUUACAGCACACAAAUUACAAUAAAAAAAAACAUACACAAAAUACAUAAUAAAAGAGAUAAAAUAAUAAAAAUAAAAAAGCACAAAACAAACAAAAAUACAAAAUAUAUAAACUAACAAUCUCCUUUCUUCCCUUCCUUCACGCGUGUACCAUAGUAACGUAAAAUGGUCACAUCUCAGUUUAUUGCUUUGCCCUUAAAAGAGCAAAACACUGAUAUUCUGCUGUGGCCAAGAGUCAGUCGCGAACUACUGGCAAAAGCCCCUGGGGGAGGCUUACGUUCACCAGUGGACAGUAUGAUGAUACAUAAAUAUUAAAUGUAUUACCUGUAACUUUAACUUAAUCAUGAUUUCUUUUCUUUCAGGUAAGAAUGAUUACAGCAGCCGUGCUGUGAACCUGUAUCUAUUAUCUAUUUUCCUGCAAGUAUACACGUGGACUGUACUCCUGGUGGCGACACUGGUCUCAGGCGAUCUGUUCUCGAAGGCAACUAGAACGAAAGCUGACGAUCGAGAUCUCAGGAACAGCGUCUUCGACUUCAUUAUUGUGGGGGGCGGCACCGCUGGUUGCAUCCUCGCUAACAGAUUGUCCGCUGUACCUAGUUGGAAGAUCCUACUCAUAGAAGCAGGAGAUGACGAAAACAUAGACUACGACAUCCCAGGUGUACCAACGAAAGACUAUCGACCUAUUCUCUGGAAUUAUAGAACAGAACGAACCGGCUUCUCCUGUCUCUCCAGACCUGGAGGUAGCUGCGAAGUCAGGACUGGAAAAGUGUUGGGAGGAUCUAGUGUGACAAAUGAUAUGAAAUACACGAGAGGCUCCAAAGUAGAUUACGAUGGAUGGCACAGUGCUGGAGCACUGGGAUCUCUAGAUUGGAAGUUUGCUAACGUUAUUGAUUUCUUCAAAGCCUCCGAAGACAAUGGUGACUACGAUAUUCUGUUAAAUUCAAUGUAUCAUUCUCGAGGAGGAGAGAUGCAUGUUCAGAAGUUCAAAUAUGCAGAUAAAUUUAUAGAGAUGUUUACAUCUGCAUUUACGGAAAUGGGUUUACGAAGUCUUGACAUUAAUACUAACGUUGCAGAAGCUGUAGUUAAUCAUCAAUUCGCCAUAUCUAAUAAUACCAGAUUGAGUACUAAUAGUGCAUUUCUAAAGCCAGUUAGACAUCGAAAAAACUUGGUUGUCAUAACAGGCGCGACUGUAACAAAAAUUGUUACAGAUAAACAGGAAAAAACUGUAGAAGGAAUACUGUACGAAAUAGAAAAAGGCAAAGAACAUCCAGCAUAUGCUAAAAGAGAAGUUAUUCUAACUGGUGGUGCUAUUAAUAACGUUAAACUAUUGCAUAUGUCAGGUAUUGGACCUAAAGCCGAUUUAAUAAAACACAAUAUAUCUGUCAUACUUGAUCUUCCCGUGGGCUUAAAUUAUCAAGAUCAAGUAACUACUGGAGGUCUUUCUUUUUCUCUAGGUGAAGUUAUAGUUAGUGAAAGUACUAUAAUCAAUGAUUUUAAAAAUUGGUUCCAAUCACGUAAUGGUCCUUUAGCAUCUAGAGGUAUAAAUCAGGUAUCUGCAUUUAUUCAAUUGUAUGAAGGAGUUAAUGCUCCUGAUGUUGAACUAGCCCUAGAAGGUAAUUUUGUUAGAACUGAUAAGUUCAUGCUUAAUAACAUUAGCGUACAUAUAUCGGAAGAGAUUAAUUUUCCACUACCGUAUUAUAAUUUAGUAAAUAUUUAUCCUAUAUUGCUUAGACCCAAGAGCAAAGGAAAAGUAAUGCUACACAAAAAGAAUCCUAAAUAUGGUAGACCAGUUAUACAAGCAAAUUUGUUAAAAGAAACAGAAGAUUUGGUUACACUAGUUGAUAGCAUAGAUAUAGCAUUACAGCUACUUGUUACAAAGGAAAUGAAGAAAGCGGAAAUCAAACUAGCACCAAUAGAUCUGUUUCCUUGUGACAGAUUAAGAAAUAGAGAACAAUGGAACUGUAUAUCAAGACAUUAUACUAAAGCUAUGAGUAAUCCUAUAGGGACUUGUCAGAUGGGAGAAAACAAGACUAUUUCAGUUGUAGAUUACGAAUUAAAAGUUCAUGGAUUAGAAGGAUUGCGAAUUGCUGAUGCUUCCGUAAUGCCUACUCAUGUACGUGGUGGUAUAUUUGCUCCAACAAUGAUGAUUGCGGAGAAAGCUUCUAAUAUAAUACUCAAAGACUGGAAGGAAAAUAAAGGAUAUUAUUAUAACACUAGAUAAAAUAAUAUUGUUUUAUCCUGUCUAUAGUUAUUAUUUAAAGUUUAUUAAAGUUAUUACUUAAUACCAA